Molecule: messenger RNA, 1191 nt
Organism: Yarrowia lipolytica CLIB122
Lineage: Eukaryota; Fungi; Ascomycota; Dipodascomycetes; Dipodascales
Biological process (GO): interstrand cross-link repair
Cellular component (GO): nucleus; mitochondrion
Molecular function (GO): single-stranded DNA 5'-3' DNA exonuclease activity
Source: RefSeq, a predicted model, not a curated record
AUGAGUGGAUUUGUUAGAAGUGGAGGGUCUUUUGGUCGCGUGUGGGGCAAAUCAAGCCCAGGGGUGGCCGCUCCAAGCCUCCCCAAGUACGGAGAUCGGCUGGAAUCAUAUGAUUUCAGAAACAGGCCAUGGCUCCAGAGGGAUAGGAGCGGACUGUUUCCUUUAAUGGCGGAAGAGAAAACUGAAGAGGGAUAUCUGCGUAUUUCGCCACUGCAGCUCAAGGCGCUAAAGAAUCCAGGCAGCAACAGGGUCAGUGUGACAGCAGCUAGUGCCCCCUUCUGUGAAGUGCGCACGUUGUAUGAGCUGGCAGAAGUGGCUGUGGAGGAAGAAAAACCCACUAAUGCUAUGGAAAGGGGAGCUCAAGUCCACAACAUGGCUGAAUAUAGUCUGUACGAGGCUACAGAGGUGUCUUUACCUGUCCCUCCAGCUACAACUCCCACAGAGGAGUGGUACCAGAAGCUGAUGAACAUGUACCUGAAGCUCAGCAUGUUGAGAACCGAUUCUGCUCCAGCGGUCAAUGAACUUGAGAUGAGCCCCACAUUUAUGGCUCGUGAGAUCCCGGUCUUUGGCAACUACAAAAAUACACGUCUGUUUGGAAUUAUGGAUUUGAUUUAUUGGAGGAACAAGAAGCUCAACAUUUGUGAUAUGAAGACCACAUAUCGUCGUUCGGUCCCUGAGGAGCCCCAGAUGACGUCACACAUUCACCAGACAAUGCUGUAUCACUACUUGUUCAGUGACAUGUGUCGUGAUAUUGACGCCACUAUGGGCGAGUAUCUGCGAGACGACAUUUGCAUUGAUACAGAUGUGCGGUCUGAGUUUUCUGCGGCUUAUGAGGGUCAGAGUGGACCAGCCGACACAAUCCCGACUUCGAUAUCUGGGUUGAUCAAGCUGAUUGGCGACGAGCUGCCUAAGCCCCGGUCUCUAGCGAAAACCGUGUCUGUAGAGUACGUGAAGCGAUCGGAAGAUCGAGUGCCUGAGGAGUACCAGGAUCUCUACCCACUCUCGGAUUACACCCAACGACAGUCUUUUGCCGUGGUUCAAGCCCCUGUUGACUACAAGGAGCUCAAGCGGGUCAUGUCUGAGACACUGCCCUUCUGGCAUGGUCAGCGGGCGGCUAUCGGUGUGGAUGCAGACAGCAUGAACAAAUGCCGGUACUGUCAAUUUCGACCUGUUUGUGGGUGGUACAACUGA